Molecule: messenger RNA, 1685 nt
Organism: Ixodes scapularis (black-legged tick)
Lineage: Eukaryota; Metazoa; Arthropoda; Arachnida; Ixodida; Ixodidae
Gene: spz4
Product: protein spaetzle 4
Exons: 6
Coding region: 389-1612 (407 amino acids)
Biological process (GO): regulation of Toll signaling pathway; central nervous system formation; innate immune response
Cellular component (GO): extracellular region
Molecular function (GO): growth factor activity; Toll binding
Source: RefSeq, a predicted model, not a curated record
AAAGGGAUGGGUCCGGCCGAAAACAGGGUCACCAGCGGCGCUGGGCCGAUGCGGACGUCCCCUUUCUGGCACCGUUUCUUCCUCCUCCCGCUGCUGAAUCAACCUCCUCGCCGUCCGCGGCCGGCCCUUGCUCAUCCACGGGCGACGCCGAAGCAUCGGGAGGCCACCAGCCCUAGCGAACGGUUACUGGGUUGCCGCCGCCCGAAGCCGACUGACCGAGUAGCCCGGAGAAGCCGCGUGCGUCGUCGCUAAGCCGUCGUCGUCGAAGUCAAUCGCCCGCGGAGACCCCAGUAUCCUCGCCCCAUGUCCACCUCGGUCGGGGUUCGGACGCCGGGUCGCUGUUGCGUCGUCGGCCGCUGCUGAAUCGGAUCUUGUUCCUGGCCCAAGGAUGUUGCCCGAGUUCCACCAUGCUUCGUCCUGGACUGUGCUGGGUGUCUUGCUCUGGGCGUGGACGGACACUCGAGGCGUCCUGGGCCAGAGCUGCGGACCUCGGGUGUCGGCGCGAUUCCUGCGCGACAUUCCCUGCGACAUGAGCAAGAGCGACUUCUGCAACGUGCCCGGGAGCGGAUACCCCUGGCAUGCGGUGCGGCGGUACAUCUUCGAAAAUCAGGGCCUGGUGCGGCGGAUGUACGGCGACCAGCGGCACAGUCUGAUCGUCGUCAGCGAGCUCGAGGCCCGCAGACUGCGCUACGACGACGAACCGAAUCGAGCGUUCCGUACGGACGGAGGGCGGAAUCCGCAUCGUGUGCGACCGAACAGUCGCUACGCGGCCAGGCUCAAGACGCCGCCGGCGGCCUCUCACGAGGCCGAGGACUCCGCAGAGACUACCACGGUGCCCAUCACCCCGACGGAGGCCACGCCGACGACAGUUCGCGUUCCCGUUCGCACACCAGGGAUUAUGACGCAAGUUGUGUACCACGACGAACCCGCCGACGAGCCUUCGCCGGAGCUGGCCACGGACGCGAGAGAAAGGCCGGACGAGACCGAAGCUAACAACGCCACCCAGGACGUUCCCCGACCGACGACGGAGAGCUUUCAAAGCACAGCCACGACGGUGGCCCAGCCGGCGAGCGACUUCGGGCCUUCCUACGCUGCCGGCGAAGCCUUCACGCACGAGCCCCAGGCACUCCUGUACGCGGAGUCUACAGACCACACAACGAGUCACCUUCACAUCAGCGUCCUGGACCACAACAGCAUUGAUGCAGCAGACGCCGUGAGACCAAGCACGGAGAGCACCGAAGCGCCCGAAGUGUUGAUCACGACCACGGAAACACCGUCCAAGAAGGGCAUAAAUGCCUGUCCCGUGAAGCAAGAGGUGCUGGCCCCGUACUGGGCCAACAACACCCGGGGCGACGUCCUCGCUCUUCUCAACGUGUACCCUUUCGAGCAGUACAUCCACGCUGAAAAGUGCGCAUUUGAAAACCACCAGAUGUUCUGCCGCGAUGGGUGUCGGUGUGAGCAACAGUUUCGCCUGCACCGCCUGCUGGCCUUCGAUCCGCGCAACGAAUGCCGAGGCAUCUUCUCCGACUGGUUUCGGUUCCCGUCCUGUUGCGUCUGCAUCUGCUACGACCUCGGAGCGGCGGGUUUUCGAGCUGGAAGGUUCAAGUCAUGAACAACACCACUGAGCGUCGAGUGCCAUGUAAAUUUGUAUUUAUUUGGAGAAUAAAAGUGUAAAUGUGUGUGUA